UAUGUUUUGCCCCAAAUCUAACUUAUGUUUUGUCUCCGUCCUCUGACAUAUCUAUAGGAUAUGUUGAGUGAUGGGAGUAGCAACACAGAUAAAAACAUGAAGGGUAAAGAAAAUACAAAGAAAGUGAAUGCAAAGAAGAAGAAGAAGCGAGGUGGGUCAAAGAGAAAGCUGAGUGUUGACCAGUUAUCAGCUUACAAAUCAGUCAGCGAAUGGGUUUUCUUGGGCCAAUCUUCUUCUUCUUCAAACCCCUCUUCAUCUUCAGCUGUCUCUUUUGAUGAUGAUUUUAGGGUUGUUUUUAAUCCCAAGUUUUCUGAUAAAUUGGUCUUUGAUUUGCACUCUCAUUCCAUUUGUAGUGAUGGGUAUUUAUCACCUUCUAAGCUUGUUGAAAGAGCUCAUCAAAAUGGGGUGAAAGUUCUCUCUCUGACGGAUCAUGAUACAAUGUCGGGCAUCCCUGAAGCCCUGGAAGCAGCUCAUAAAUUUGGAAUUAAGAUAAUCCCAGGUGUUGAAAUCAGCACAAUUUUUUAUCCAAGAGGGGAAUGUGGAACAGAAGAACCUGUGCACGUUCUUGCGUACUACAGUAGUUGUGGACCAGCAAGAUCUGCGGAGUUGGAGAAAUUUUUGGCUAAUAUCAGAGAUGGACGUUACCUACGUGCGAAAAACAUGGUCGCAAAGCUUAACAAGCUGAAGUUACCUCUUAAGUUGGAGCAUGUCGCAAAGAUUGCAGGUAGUGGUGUUGCUCCAGGGAGGGUGCAUGUUGCUCGGGCUAUGGUAGAAGCAGGUCACGCCGAAAAUCUGAAGCAAGCUUUUGCCCGAUAUCUUUAUGAUGGAGGACCUGCUUAUUCUACGGGAAGUGAACCUGAUGUAGAGGAAACAGUACAACUAAUACGUGAAACAGGUGGUGUAGCUGUGCUGGCUCAUCCAUGGGCAUUAAAAAAUCCAGUUGCUAUCAUCAGAAGACUGAAAGAAGCUGGUCUCCACGGGUUAGAGGUUUAUAGAAGAGAUGGUAAAUUGGCAGCAUACAGUGAUCUGGCUGAUGCUUACGAUCUUUUGAAAGUUGGAGGAUCUGAUUUUCAUGGAAGAGGUGGACAAAGUGAGUCAAAUCUUGGGAGUGUUGGUCUUCCUGUGGUUGCUGUGCACGAAUUUCUUAAGGUGGCCCGACCAAUAUGGUGCAGAGCUAUACAGGAUAAUCUGGAAGAUUUUGUUAGAGAUCCCUCAGGAUCCAAUUUGGAGGCUUUAACGAGGCUCGGGAAGAUUAAGUUCCCUAAGGGGACAAACUGCAGCAAAUAUGAAUUGAUUCAGCAUUGUCUGUCAUCAUGGUUGACCAACGAAGAAAGGCUGAAUGACGAAUUUGAGGCAUUGAAGUUAAAGGUGACUCAGGUUUUAAUUGAACAAGGCUGGGCUUCAGGCCCUGUAAGAAGUUUGUAGUGAUUUAGAAUCAGUUAAUUCAUCAAAAAUUUUGUCAGUGAUCAUUUUUGUAACAAUAGCUAGCAUACCUGGUUAAUUGAUUAUAUUUUGAUAUUAUUUAUUGAUUAUUAUAAAAGUUGAUUGCCCUGUGAA
Molecule: messenger RNA, 1557 nt
Organism: Daucus carota subsp. sativus
Lineage: Eukaryota; Viridiplantae; Streptophyta; Magnoliopsida; Apiales; Apiaceae
Exons: 5
Coding region: 61-1425 (454 amino acids)
Molecular function (GO): 5'-3' DNA exonuclease activity; 5'-3' RNA exonuclease activity
Source: RefSeq, a predicted model, not a curated record